GUCUAGUCAAUGUAAUUGUGGCAGCCUUUCUAUUUAAUCCAAGACCAAAAAGCCAGAAAGGCUUUGAUUUCUAUGCAAAGUUGAGAAAAAGGAUUUUUCCUUUUUUGUGUGGUGCUAUAAAGGAAAAAACACUACACACAGAGGCUUAGCAAAUGAACCAUGAAGCUGAGCCUGGUGCAGAGGUUGCUACUAAUGGGGAUAUUUUUCUCUGGGUUAUGGACUCAAGAGACAUCAGGACCCACGAAUUUAGAGUGCUUGGGGAACUUUCUGAGGAUAACACUGAGUGCAGAAUACUUUGAAGACAAACACUUAUCUCUUUUUCUUAUUGAUCAGUCUGGCACAGCCUGGGAGCUUGAUGAGGCCAUGGCAGCACAGUGUGGCUACACAGUAACUUACACCACCUGGAGGAGCAUUGAGUUCCGUGCUUCUGCACUGAGCUGCCAUUCUCACUUAAAGGGAGAUGUAUUCACAGUAACUAUACAAAUCAAAGCAUCUCAUACUCCUGAUAUGAGUGAUGCUGCAACUCAUCUGAAAACUGCAAGUUGCCAUUAUGGUCCAUGGAGUCCCAGGGAGUUAAUAUGUGAAAGUAACUACAUGGAGGUUUCUGUCAGGAGGGAGGUUCCACAGACAAUAAAAGACUUUGUUCAAGAUGAACCUGAGGACUGGACUCUUGUAUUUCCAGAAGCAAAGGCAGAAGAAGCUUCAAUAUGGCAAAUAGUAUUUCAUCAGCCAGAAGAAAAAAGCGCUCUGCUUGUGAGAAAUGCUUGGAGUGCAGGCUAUGGACUCAACACCACAGGCUCCAGGGUUCUGCUGCGAGUGCCAUACACUGCUGCCCAAGUUCAGCUGGUCAAGGAUCAGGGAAUUACCUUUUCUGUGCUGAGGUCAAGUACGUUUUACAAAUACCAGUGGGUGAUCCUGAUGCUGGAUACUGCUGUAGCAUGUCCCAUAGAUGGUGUGGAUUACACAAACAAAACAAUCACCUGGACUGUUCCAAAGUAUAUUCCACCACUCUCUGCUGGAGUGACUAGCUUUAAAGAUGUGCUUGUGGAAGCUGGUGUGGAUCUACACAAACUCUCUGCCAAGGAAAUGGCUUCCAGGAAAUACGUGUUAUUGAAUGAGCAAAAAGCAAUUACAAUGAAGAUUCCAAUAGGUGCAGAAGGUGGUUAUUAUAAGACUUCUGUGAGCAAUGGACAGCUUGGGCUAAAAUACACCAUCAACCUGUUCCUGGAACACCAGUGGGAAGACAACAAAUGGAGACUAACCAAACAUACUAUUAUCAAGGAAAUAGAAACACCAUUUGAACAAACAGAAGUUGCUAUAACCAAUAAUUUAAAUCUGAGUGCAAGGCUAAUGAAUGUUACAGUUGGAACAUUCCUCCCAGAUGUUGAGCUUGUGAAUUUAACCAUUGAAGGGGUUGCUGUGGCUGUACCCGAAGCUGUUCAGCAUGGCUACCUAAUACACAGGACCAGAUAUGCUAAUGGAAGCAAAGCAUAUGUAGUAGAAGUCCCACUUGAUGCACCAAGUGUUAAAAAAGAGUACAUGAGAGAGGACAUGAGAGCAUACACCCUGAAUGUCACUCUCACAUUCGUCACCAAUCCAUCAAGUGAGACCUUUGUCAUCCCAGUAAUUGUGCUGUCAGCUGUGAAAGAUGCAGUACUGCCCAGUGCAAGAGGGUUUUGUGAUGGGAGGAAUCUUCAUCUCAUUAUCACUCAUGGGAAUGUGGACCAAAACUGGCUACCUUUCACCUCAGACUCACACCUGACCCAAGAGGCUGCACAGAAGAACAACUACAUUCUGAGGGACAAUGGCACUCACCUGGAAAUCUCUGUCCCUUUCCUUUCUCCCCAUGUGAGCUAUGAGGGCUUUCAUACCUCUGCAAUAAAGGCUUCAUUCUACUUAACCUUGAAGGAUGGCAUCACCUUGGCUCAGAGGAGAGAUUUCUCAGUUUCCUGCAUAUUUUCACCUUCAGAACUAAUACAGUGCCUGCCCAAUGGCACUGUGAUAAUUACUGCAAUCAAACUGGUAGGUGGUGAAGACCUGGACACUGCUCUGCUUGUCUUGAGGGACAGACAGUGCAAACCCAGUCUAGUGACAGAGAAGACAGCAACCUUUAAGUUCAGUGUGAACACUUGUGGAACAAGCAGAAAAUUCAACAGCACAACGAUGACAUAUGAAAACGAGGUACUCUAUUUCAGACCUGGCAAUGAUACACCCGUAUACCAACUGAAAUUUCUCUGCUCGUAUGCAGUCAAGCAGACUGCUGAUGUUCGAUAUGAAUCUAAGAAGAACCCACCACCCAGUAUUAAGCCAGGGUUUGGAUGUCUUGCUCUUUCAUUGAAGCUUUUCAAAGAGAAAUCCUAUUCAGAGCCCUACCAGGAAUCAGAAUAUCCUGUGGUAAAAUACCUGAGGGAGGCUCUGUAUUUUGAAGUUGAACUGCUCCAGCCUAAAGAUGCAAGACUGGACCUAAACCUGGAUGACUGUUGGGCUACCAACUCCCAAAGCCAGGACAUCCUCCCCCAAUGGCACAUCCUUAUACAUGGAUGUGAAAACAACAAAGACUCGUACAGAACUGUCUUCCACAAAGUUAGUUACAGCCUCAGAGUAAAAUUUCCUCAGCACUUCAAGAGAUUUGAAGUGAGGAUGUUCACCUUUGUCCAGGACCCAUCUCUGUUACAAGAGCAGCUGUAUUUCCACUGCAGUGUGGUGAUCUGCAACACUAAGCAACAGCCUUUAGACAUUUUUUGUCCAAGGAGAUGCAGUCCUGGGAAGCACAGAUUUGCCCACAGUGCACAUCCACAUGGGCAAGUGACAUCUGGACCAGUGCUUGUUAGGAAGAAAAACAAUAAAUAGAGGUGGAUGCACCAACUUCUGACAGACUAAACAAGAACGACUUUGUUUUACAAAAAUAGAUUGUCAAUGUCUACAAAGAAAAGGGUCAGCUAGCCAGUAUUGGGUGUACCUCUAAAUUAAAUUAUUGUGUUGUUCUUUGCUCCUCUACAGCAUUAAACUCUUCGUCAUUUGUGUGUUCAUCUGACCUUGUCUGCUCAGCUAACAUGUCUGAAACUUGUGUUGCUUUGCAGUGGAAGCAUCUGUUCUGGAAUAGGGGAGGAAGAUAGCAACAGGUGUGAACUUAAUUGUAAAUCACUUCAAGCUUUUUUUAUUUUUAAGCUUCUGUGUGAACAAAGGACUGCAGGGAGCUUAAUGUCAGUAAAAGAAUGUGGGGUUUUUUGGAGGAAGAUGGGAAGAACCUCCUUGACCCUGUAGUGGCUGUUGACAGAAAGGCUGUAAACUGUGAUUCUUACAGGAGUGUUGUGGCUUUGUAAUGUCAAGCUGCCUUCCCUAGGUGGGUCAAAUCACUCACAGGUGACAUCAGUGACUGCUUAGCUGAGUAUCCUGUCAGCCUAAAUGUGAACAAUUUUUAGUGAAGACUUGUAAUAAUGAGAGUACAUGGACUCUAUCUGCAAACUUAAGGAUUUUUCCUUAUUAGAGAAUGUGAUUCUUAGGGGUUCCUGUCAGAUUUUCCUUUGUGUGGUUUUUUUUGUGGUUUUUUGUGGUUUUUGUUUGUUUGUUUGUUUUUUUUUUUUAAAAUGGGUAAAAUAUUUCUUGAUUUCUUCUUUGUGUCUGAACAGUGGUGUGAAAAGUGUUUGGAUUCAAUAUUGUAUUUUCCUGUUCUAAUGAAAGCCACUGCUUAGCAUGAAUCUUGAUCCCUUAGGGGUAAAUACACAAAAAUGGGUGCCUGCUUUUUAACUUUAGAUUGAAGAGAACAAUACAGUAGGAAAUUUCAGUGAAAGCUAACUUAAGCAAGAACAUAUUUUGUGAAUCUAUCAGCACAGUGAGACAGCAUGGAGUAGAAAAAAUUGCAUCUCUGUUGUUGCCUAUACAGAGGUCCCACUGAAGUUUGUGCUGUAAGUGCUACUCAGGUAAGUCUUGUUUAUCUUCCAGUUGUCUGAGAAGUGUAUCUGUAGUAGAUGUCUUACUUUCAUUUCUGGAAAAAUCUGUGUGAGCUUCGUGAUGAGGAUGAUGAAGACUAAAGCCAUGGAGCUGUGAUACUGAGGAAUAUCAACAUGCAAAUAGCAGGACUUGGUAGUGCCCAGUGCUUCCCCUGCAUUCACCCACUGGUGUGAGGACUGGGUAAUCUCAGUCUACAGGCAAAAUGCAUUAAGAAAUCAAGGGAGGCACUUUUAUUGUGCUGCCAGGGUUUUGCACCUAAGAGAACAUAACUAUGGGUGCUUUAAGUGGUGUGGUGACUUCCCUGUGUCUUAGAUCGUGCUGUUUCCCCAAGAAAUUAGAGUGGUAAGCAGUGUUUUCUCCAGCUGAGUGAGUGACAAUCAUCAUCUGCCUUCACAGUCCUCCAGCACAGGCUGCCUUGAGGAGCCUGAGGCACCUUCUUUCUUACGUUUGUGUGAGGGGGAAGUGUAACAUUUAGUGACGUCUGUGAGAACCAAGCCUGGAGUUGAGCAGCCUAUUUCAGUACUGUGAACUCUGUCUUGGUUGUGACUUCCUGGAUUUUCACUUUUUUCUUCAGACCAAGACUCAAGGACAUCAUGUGGCAUAGAAAACUGGUGUUUAUGAUCUUGUCUAAGACACCUUCACUUUUUUUUCAUAAGCUUAGUCAACACCUUGAAAUGCUUUAUCUGUUGGUGGGCUUUUAAGAGUUGUAGAAAAGCGAGGUGAUGCCCAGGUACACGGUGGUUCUACUCUUCAGCACUUCUAAAAGCUUUGUUUAGUGCCAUUUUGAAGGAUGAGUUAUGUAAAGAAUCACCUUCUCUAUUAACCUUUCUGAUAUGUGGGAAAAUUCAAGGACAUUUCCCUCCAUGGCUGGACAAGGAUUUAUAUAAAGCUUCUUGUCAGAUAUUUCAACAGCCUGUGAGAUACAAAAAAUCCAUUUGAAUAUCAGUAAAUUUUCUAAAGACAUGACAGUAAUACUCUCUCUACCUCAGUGGAGUCUGUUUAUACUAAAAUUCAGGAACUGCCUUCCUGGUUAUAUAUGUAUAAAAAAAUCUUCAAGUGUUUUAUCAACACCUCUUUGCCUUUAUAGUGGAUAUUUUAUGACCACAUGCUUUUCCCCUGGUAUUUGGGAUGUUAUUUUUA
Molecule: messenger RNA, 5091 nt
Organism: Hirundo rustica (Barn swallow)
Lineage: Eukaryota; Metazoa; Chordata; Aves; Passeriformes; Hirundinidae
Product: zona pellucida sperm-binding protein 2-like
Exons: 22
Coding region: 160-2850 (896 amino acids)
Source: RefSeq, a predicted model, not a curated record